AUGAUUUUCUCUAUUAUUCUUAUUUUUUUUCUUCAACAAGUUAAAAACUACAGAAUUGUUGCUGGUACUGAUGAUGUUAGUGUUGAUUUGACCCCUAUUCGUGUGUAUUAUAAUAUGCCUGGUUUAUCUGCUUUGGCUUUAAAAAAAGGAGAAAUUAUUGCACAAGGUGCAUCAGGAUAUCGUCGACAAGGUGAUUCAACACCUCUACUCGUUACAGAUCCAAUCAAUCUUGGUUCAUGUUCAAAAUGGAUGACAGCUACAGUUGCUGGUCGUCUAGUUGAUAAAAAAAUUCUAUCAUGGACAACACAAAUAAAUGAAUGUUUUUCAAAUUAUAAUAGUUUUAAUAGUGCUUUUCGAAAUACUACUUUAGAACAAUUCUUAGCACAUCGUUCUGGUGUUCAACAAAGUACUACAUUUUAUAAUCGUUAUUUAAAAGAAUUAUUAGCACAACAAGGUACAUAUCGUCAAAUUCGUUAUUGGGUUGCUGAAACUGUUCUAAAAGAUGUACCAGAAGUUCAACCUGGUGAAUAUCUUUAUGCUAAUCAAGGUUAUGCUGUUGCUGCUGCUAUGAUAGAACAAAUAACUGGUCGAGAUUGGGAAUCAUUAAUACAAGAAUAUAUUUUUACUCCUCUAGACAUGACUAGUGCAACAAUUGGUAUAAUCUAUGAUGAAAUUAUACCACCUAAAACACCUGUCGGUCAUGAUUUACCUCUUAAGCAUACUGUACCUAUUCCACGGCCAGUUCCUAAUGCUACCUUACUUCAUAAUGAUCAAGCUGCAACAGGCCCUGGUGGUUAUAUUGCAUGUACACUUCAAGAUUGGGCUAAGUUCUUACAUGCACAUGUUAUUGGUGAAAGUACUGGUUUUUUAAGUAAUGAAACAGCAGCUAAACUUAAACGUCCAUUUAUUGGUGUGGAAGGUUAUGGUCUAGGAGUUGCUGCAUAUAAUCGUACUUGGGCAACACCUGGUCAAGCUUUAGUACAUAGUGGAGAUAUAUUUGGACAAGAUACCGUCUUUUGGAUGACUCCUAGUCGAGAUCUAAUUGUUGCUGUUUAUACUAAUUGUCGUUCAGAUGAUAAAUCUACAGGACUAGCAUUAGAUAAUGCUGCUGGAAUGCUUAUUGGAAGAUAUGCUUAUAAUUCAACAAGAACUAGAGUCAAUGUUCAUGAUACCAUUGUACUUGAUCAUUUAUCUAUUUUUCCUCGUAAUACAUGA
Messenger RNA from Rotaria sordida, 1215 nucleotides. Lineage: Eukaryota; Metazoa; Rotifera; Eurotatoria; Philodinida; Philodinidae. The record is from the annotation of a GenBank genome assembly.